UCUCCUCUGCUCUCAUCCUAGAGGACAUAGCGAUGCGGAGACAAUAGGACGCAGAGCCCACAGAGGCAGCGCGAUGCCCGGCGUCACAUCCGCAGACGCACCGCUGCUCGGAGGCUUCUCCCCGGACUGUACCCGGCUUUUCCCCGCGGCUCACCCGGCCUUAGUAUGCGCUGUUUACCAGCAGCCUACGGUGACAGGGCGGCAUCCACUCACACACACACUGAGUGAAGGUGACACCAGCUGUUAGCCUCUGCGGCUCUUGUUUCUUCUGAGUGUCCGUACCCGAGUUAUUUCGCCCACUGGUCCGUCACUUAAAACUGUCCCCAGCAUGAGCUCCUCUCCGCUUGUAUCCCGAGCCAACAUGGACAUCCUGGAUGAGCUGCAGUUGAUCGCGGCCCAGAACCUGGAGCAGCUGGAGGUCAACAAGUACUACGAGGUCAUCAGAGAGUUGGGCAAAGGGACCUACGGCAAGGUGGACCUGGUGAUCCACAAGAUCAGAGGCACAAAAAUGGCUCUGAAGUUCCUGAAGAAGAAGACGACCAAGCUGAAGUCAUUCCUGCGCGAGUACAGCAUCUCCCUCUACCUGUCGCCCUGCCCCUUCAUCAUCAACAUGUUCGGCAUCGCAUUUGAGACCGACGAGUACUACGUGUUCGCACAGGAGUACGCCCUGGCUGGAGACCUCUUUGAUAUCAUUCCUCCGCAGGUUGGUCUUCCUGAGUCGGUGGCGAAGCGCUGUGUGCACCAGGUCGCCAUUGCUCUGGACUACCUGCACUGUAAGAAGCUGGUCCACAGGGACAUCAAACCCGAAAACAUCCUCAUUUUUGACAGAGAAUGCCGAAAGGUCAAGCUGUCCGACUUUGGUAUGACCCGCCGGGCUGGCUCACCUGUGAAAAGAGUGAGUGGUACCAUCCCCUACACGGCCCCGGAACUCUGCGACGUGUCCCGCCAUGAGGGCUUCUGCGUGGACUACAGCACCGACGUCUGGGCCUUUGGCGUGCUGCUCUUCUGCAUGCUGACGGGUAACUUCCCCUGGGAGAAGGCGCUACCUUCUGACUCCUUCUACCAGGAGUUCAUCCGCUGGCAGAGGAGGAGGACCAACACGGUGCCGUCGCAGUGGAGGCGCUUCACCGAGCAGGCGCUGCGCAUGUUCCGCCGGCUGCUCUCUGUGGAGCAGGACCGCCGCUGUUCCGUCAAAGAGGUGUUUGGAUACUUCAGCCACUCCUGGAUGCUGGACGCAGAGAACAACAACAACAACGGCAACAGCAACACGGGAAACGGAGGUGGUGGCGAGAGGGUUGGCGGUGGUGGAGGAGGUGGCGGUGACGUGAACGGCACCAUCUCAUCCUCCUCAUCCGGCGAGGAGGAUGAGGAGCUGCUGGUGGAGCGGAUGAAGCAGCAGACGUUAUCGCCUCUCUCGCCACUGUCUCCCAUGUCUCCAGUGGCGGUGGAGAGGGGCAGCGGUGGCACAGCCAAGGGUGGGAUGAUGGAUCCGGGUGGUGGCCACCAUUUCGUGCCCGUUUCCACCAACAGCUCCGUGUCGUCCACCAACAGUUAUGAUCGGAUGCCUCGAGAAAACAGUUCCCCGGGCGGCCGCAUGCUGGUGGCCACGCCCAUAGAGAUCUGUGUGUGAGUCGGUGUGAGCGCUACAGACUCACCGCACUGCACUCUUUUAUUGCUAACCCCACCACUCUGAUGUGCAUGCCAGGAAACAAACAAUCCGACGACGAGCACCAACACGUUCAAAGUGGAGAUGAAGCUCUGAACAAUUUGACUGUUUUAUUUUUUUAUCUUCUGCAAAAUUUAGCUCAACAAUCGACUUAAAAUUCCUCCAGAUUUGCUACAAAAAAGUCGUCUUUUUUUUCCACCACUGGGGGGCAUCACAAGAACUCUGAUUAUUUGUUUGUUUACCAGUAGAAUUUGGCGAAGUAAGCUUGAUGAAUUAAAAAGGAAAGGAGACCGUUUAAGUCUCAUUUUCUUUUGGCGCCGCACGUUGCAAUGACUUCUAUGGCACUAAAGAGGGAGCCAAACUCACUCAAAUUGGUGGCGGCUGGAAUGUUUGCUUACCUCACGUUUUGAUUUGAUUACGAUUCAGAGGACAACGAUUUUAAUUAUGGAAACAAUUGUAAAAAGAAAAUUUUAAGAUAAAUACGAUUUUUCUUUUUUACAAAUGGUGCAAUGAAUUGUAGCCAGACGCUGUAGCAUCAGAGAUUGGAGCUAGCAGCUGCCGUAGCCAGAUGCUAUCACUCUGGCAUUUGAUGUUAGCAGCUACUGUGACCUGACGCUGUAGCCUUAGCAUUUGAGUUUGGCAACUACUGUAUGUAGACACUAAUGUUCAACACUGAAGCCAAGGCGUAUAGUGACAGUAGCCAGACAUCAUAGCCAGAUGCUGUAACAUCAGUAGCCAGACUUUGGCUUCCGACGUUAGCAGUCAAUGUGGCCAGAUGCUGAAGCAUUAGCAUUUGAACUUAGCAGCUAUCUACAGCCAAGGCAUCUAGCUACAGUAGCUAGACAUUAGCAGCUGCUUUAGCCAGAUGCCCGUAGCAUUGGCUGGUGAUGUUAGCAGCUUUAGCAGAUACUGAAGCAUUAGCUAACUAUAGCAAGGUCUUCUUCACAGAAACAACAUGAAAAUGAGUGAGUUUAGCGUCUUCAUCAGUUUGAUACAAGUGAUUCUUUGAUAUUCUGCCGUGUCUUUUUCCCAUUAAUGCUAAUUCGGCAACUAACAGACGUCACCAGUCAAAGAUGGCUGCCUCCUAGUGGUGAAAAAGUGAAACAAGAACUUUUUUUCGAGCAGAAUAACAAGUUAGAUUGUUGUGCUAACUCCUGCGCUAGAUAAAAAUCCAAUUGUAGGAUGUUUACAUUCCUCGUGAGACAAAAUCAAAGACGCUUUGAAUCCACCAAACAAGUACAAAUAGGUUUUUUUUGGUGAAAACAAAGGAAAAAUUGCUUCCAUUAGAGAUUCUGUUGCUGAAACCAUGUGAAGAGACGACCAAAUUUUUUUUCUUAAAGCAAUACUUCCAGCAAAAAAAACAAAAACAAAAAAGAGACAGGAAGAGGCGCAGAACGUUGAGAUUCUGAUGAAGCAAUGAAGGAUUUGUAAUUUUGAAGACUGAAGUAAUUCAAGGUCAAUCCUAAAAAAACAAAACAAAAGGAGCGGCGGUUUUAAUGUUUCCCGUGUAACAAAAAAAAUGUGAACGUGUGAGUGUAUCACUGUGUAUGUAUGAAUCCAAACGACUUAUUUUCCUUUAAGGAUUUUAUUAUUUAUUCAAAUCUUCAAAAAAAAAACAAAAAAAAGACUCAACUUUCUAUUUUUUUCUAUUUUUUGUAAAGUAGAUUUAUUUUGUUUUUCUGUUUAUCUUUGUUGUUCCGCUACAACAUGAGUUACGGAGUGGUUUUCAGAUAUAAAAUACGCCCUCUACUGGCCGUAAAAACCUAAAGCAGAGAACCUAAAGAGUUACGACGCCUCUGUUCUUCAUCUACGUCACCGUCAAAAGAAAAAAAGAAUCUUUUCUACGCACUUUUAUUUCUCGCUUUCUUUUUAUGUUACUUUUAUUUUCAUCUGAAAAGAAAAUGGAUAAAUACUUAGCAUUUUCAAUCUCAAACAAAAAACAAAAGACAGUUUUUUGUAAUUGCAUGACAUGUAGCUAAAAGUUAGAUUUACACAAAAAAAAAGAAUGAAUUUGAACUGGCAAACAAAAAAAACAACAAAAAAAUUGUAAUGUGAUGUGGAACUUUUGCUGUAGCACAAUUUCUUGCAUCAUCACGAUCUUAGGGCUAAAAAAUCGGAAACAAUAAUUAGUUUUUAUUGUGUGUGUGUCGUAUUUGUAUCGGUGUUAAUGUCGUGCUCUCAUCAGCGCCACCUUCAGGAACAGAAAAAAAUGAAAACGCAAAGCAUGAGGACGACGAGCGAUGAAAAAAAAAUUCUAGGAAUUUCUGCAAAUUUACAGUGAAAUUGUGGAAUUUUUUCAAUUUUAAGUUUAUUUCGUUUUUUGAGAGAAUUUUGACUCAUUAUAAAAAACCUGAAGAAAAAAAAAACAUGUGCUCAUGUAUAUGAAUGGAUGUUUUGUGUUGCAUGACUCUUUGUGCUCCGUGUUGCUCCAGUCACAAGCCGUAGGACUGUAGAUGUCGUAAAAAAAGCUGCAAAAACAAAACAACGCGUUUCUUUAUCUCGUGGGAGUCGCUGACCUCAGCUGGGAACCCUCGAAGCUCCUCCCUCCCCGUAUGUAAAUGACUCCAUCUUGUGACAAUCUCUGACCUCACCGUUGACCCCUCUGACUCUGAACAAUGGUCAGUCCUGAUAGAGACGGACGCUGGUGUUUUAACCGUGUGAGGUUCAGCUGCACAUGAGAUGACGACACCUCCUCCUCCUCCUCCUCCUUCUCAUCAUCAUCAUCAUCAUCACGUGGAUCUACUGUGUUGUGUCAUCGUCACGCGGUCUCAUUUUAUGUCAAGUGGAGAUUUGUUAGAGUGAGGUUUGGCCGACAUAAGAUCUAAUUUGUGAUUUUAUUCCAAAUAAAAGCUGCUGUCUGUGAAUUGGUACCGAAAUGCA
This is a messenger RNA of Solea senegalensis (Senegalese sole), 4546 nucleotides long. RefSeq names its product brain specific kinase 146 (gene bsk146). Bases 329 to 1630 code for a protein of 433 amino acids. Gene Ontology annotation, biological process: peptidyl-serine phosphorylation; peptidyl-threonine phosphorylation. The transcript has 5 exons. Gene Ontology annotation, molecular function: ATP binding; protein serine/threonine kinase activity. Lineage: Eukaryota; Metazoa; Chordata; Actinopteri; Pleuronectiformes; Soleidae. The record is from RefSeq and is a predicted model, not a curated record.